Messenger RNA from Physcomitrium patens, 2132 nucleotides. RefSeq lists its product as uncharacterized. The record is from RefSeq and is a predicted model, not a curated record. Gene Ontology annotation, molecular function: metal ion binding. NCBI's taxonomy places the organism in Eukaryota, Viridiplantae, Streptophyta, Bryopsida, Funariales, Funariaceae.
CGGUGUCUGUACAAAACCCAGCUCGCAAAGGCAGCGAUGGCCCCGCAUCGGAUGACAUCGAAUUCAUGACCAGUGGUCCGGAUGCUCAAACUUUCGCUGCUGGACUGGUAUUCUGGAAUGUGGAUCGAUUUGUGUCUCUUAGCGGAAUCUUGUACCGCAAGCCUUGACUUGUCCCCCCUCCCCCAUCCUGCCACCACCUUGGACUGCACAGCAACGUCCACUCUAGUGGGCACUGGGGAUUUUGCAAAGUGGGUCGUCGCAAUAGCCUUCGCGUCGGCAGUACGCCGUGUCCGCCCGUCUCACUGAUUCCGAUGUCUGCGGUGCAGGCCUCAGCCGCGUGGUCACCUGUCUGCAAGCAGCGUCAUUCUGGAAUCUGUUGUCCUGGACCACGACUACGCGGCUUCGGGGAUCGCCCUAUAUACACCAUCAACUGGUGGGGACAGUACACACAAUUUCAGAGUGAUGUAUAGUCCCAGUGCCGCUUCAUUCAAUCUCGGACACCAGCAAACUUUCUUCUGCAGUCGCUGUUAACUAGAUUGGAGCUUGCUAGUUUCAGAUCCCUUUUGUCAUAUCAGUUGCUUUCAUUCCUUCGCUACUCUCUCAGGCGUUCUGAAUUUAAGCCAAGCUGGGAAAGUGAGGCGGAGGGCACAUUUCGACCUAUUUCCAAUCCCUUCAUUCUGCGUCCAGCACUUCCACCAGCAUGGAAAACUUUGGCCCGGCCAUGUUUAUCAACUCGGGACAGAUCAUACCGGGGUGGUUCAGGCAGAGUCAGGCGUGGGAGGUCGCCACGGAGCCCUCAAGCUUGAAGAAACUGGAGGUGGAAGUGGACAUGUGCUGCCCUGCAUGCGCAGAAAAAGUGCAAGUAGCAGUGUGCGGUAUGCCCGGUGUGUUCGACUAUAAAACUGACUUGACCAACAACCUGCUGACGGUGACAGAAUGUCCUGAUGGAGGACCCAACCACAAGGAACUGCUGAAAGCGGUGAAGAAAGCCAUUGGAAAGAAGGGAAAAAUUGUAACGCGCGAGCCAGCCUCUGCGGAACCAAACCCUGACAAUGAACGUACCACUGACGGAGAGCGUUGGUCUUACUACUACCCGGCGUUUGUAGUGAUGCCAUACUCAGCCAACUCCUCCUCCCCCUUCAUCACAAACCCCAACUACCUGCACCAUCCAACAGUUUGCUGCAACUGCUUCAUGUAUCCGGACGCUGCGUGCGGCAACUGCGGACGCGGAGCGGAGCAUUGAGUUCUGGACGUGAAAAGAGUCGUCCAACCAGUCGUUCUACAGUGCGUGCCCAAUCCCUGUGCAUGUAGCGUUUGCACUUGGUGGAUUCUCACAUUCCCGGAGUAGAAAACUGAUUUACGACUUAUCAUUUGGCACUGCUGAAUUCGCAAACACUGAAAAGGUAAGGAAUGUUGCUGGCUAACUUUACCCAAAAGUCAUCUUGAAAGGAGAGCAGAAAAAACGCAGCAGAUGAGGCAAGCUUCGGGGGCAGAUGGACACGAGUCUCAAAGAACAGUCCGCACGAGUCGUGCGACGUCCGUAUACAGCACACUAGAUAGUUGUGGGUCGUUCAACGUCGCUCUUGUGCUCCAACGCUGCAGCGCUCAUAUGGACCAGUAGAAACGUCCAAACCUUGGUCCAGAACAAGACAAAUGAAGCAGUGAAACUGUGAGAGGGAGGCAUCAACACCUAAUCAUCGGUGGUUGCAGCAGAAUAUGGAGAUGGGCUGUAUGGUGAGGAAGAACCCAGAAUCUUUGACUACAGUGCCCUGACCACUGCCUAGGCCACGCAUGCCUCGGAUUUCACCAACACCGCCACCACUAAUUCGCAAGAUGGCCACCUUCGUCAACUCUCACAACGACUCUCAACAACUGCUGCAUCAUUGUCGUGCGCUUUUCUGCACUCGCUUCGCCCACGCAGUCAGAGAAUGUUUUGAAACAAUUAUCAUUCUACGGUUCUUGUUCAGAAUUGUGUGUAUAUAUGGACAUAUGUAAAUAUAAAGGCACAAGUUGAGGGUCAGCUACUUGUGUGCAAUAAAAGAGGAGCUCGUUGGUUUUCAACCAUAUCUUCAUGUUCUAGAUUUCAAUCCCUCUGUGAUUGUUGGAAAAAUUAAGUUGGAGAUUUCUGUAAA